AUGGUCAGUGAUGCCUGGGUCUUCCCUUGGCUGUUGACUCUUUACCCACCUCACCCCCCAAAUGCACAUACCUACACAUGCGUGAUUUCUUCACACGGGUCAGGAGGCUCACAGCAAGCUGAUACCCACAGAGGAGUCUGGACCACAGGGAGGAAGUUCUGCCCCCUGGAGUACUUUCCCAUUGCUUGGGUGUCCUCACACCAACUCUGUUCUUUCCACCUCCAGCUGACCCAUAAAUGCCCUAACACCCAUGAAGGCAGGCCCUUCUUCAUUUUAAAAGAUUUUCAUAACAUACUACUACUCCCAGAUUUGCAGGUUACUUUUCACCAGUUAAUUCACACCCAGCUGCAUCCAGAUACCUCAAGGGGAGAGGUUCCUUAA
Messenger RNA from Rangifer tarandus platyrhynchus (Svalbard reindeer), 381 nucleotides. The record is from the annotation of a GenBank genome assembly. Lineage: Eukaryota; Metazoa; Chordata; Mammalia; Artiodactyla; Cervidae.